Molecule: messenger RNA, 4549 nt
Organism: Catharus ustulatus (Swainson's thrush)
Lineage: Eukaryota; Metazoa; Chordata; Aves; Passeriformes; Turdidae
Gene: MYOM3
Product: myomesin 3
Exons: 36
Coding region: 1-4284 (1427 amino acids)
Molecular function (GO): protein binding
Source: RefSeq, a predicted model, not a curated record
AUGGGAACCAGAGCCCUUUUCCACCACAGAGAGGAGGAGCAGAAGGAGGAGAGGAAGCAGAGCUUGGAAAUGUGCUCCAGAACCAGGAAAAAAAGGUUUAAAACCAGUGAGGAAGAGGAGACUUUCAGCCCUGCAGACCUAUCCAUAGCAGCUGCCCUUGCCUUGACUUCUGAAACAUCAAACUCCAGGGAGUACAACCUCAGAAGGGAAGCUGACAUCCUGGAGCUGGAACAGAGGGGGCAGAAGAGGGUUUGCUUUGGGAAUGACAUGGAGAAGAUGGAAGAGGAGGUGAUGAGGAUCUGCAGGCAGCUGCGAGUGCGGGCUGAGCGCAGCAAGGCUCUGGAACAUGCCUGCCUGGAGAAGGAGCUGCUGGAGCUGCUCUCAGGGAGGGCUCCCAUCAUCUGGAUCCCGCUGCGGGCGCACGCGGUCUGGGAGAGGAUGGAUGUCACCCUGGCCUGCACCACCCUGGGCUCCCCUGUGCCACAGGCCACCUGGUAUAAAAAUGGGAUCCCCAUCGAUCUCCGCCGAGCCCCAGCAGGGAAAUACAAAAUGAGAAAUCGGUUUGGGAUGCUGACCCUGCACAUCAGCAGAUGCUCCAUGGAAGACUCUGCUGAAUACAGUGUGGAGGUAAAGAAUCAGUAUGGGGAAGCUUAUUCCUUUGCUACAGUGCUUGUCAGGAAAUAUUAUGGAAAGGAGUCAGGAUUUGAUUCAGAAAUAUACAAAAGAUCCCUUCUGGCCAGAGAGGCAGAUUUUGCUUUUCCACUGAAACCCUUAUUUGCAAGAGAAAAGGAGCCUUUCACCCUCUCCUGUUACUUCUCCUCUGAUUUACUGGAUCACCAACGAGGCAUCACCUGGUUCAGAGAUGGGGAGCUGCUGCAGGACUCAGAGGGGCAGGAGCUGAGGCUGCAGGGGUGUGAGGCCUCGCUGACAGUGCCGUGUGCUCACAAGGAGGACGAGGGAUUCUACACCAUCCGCGUGCCCUCGCUGCAGGGGGACAAGGAGCAGAGCACCUACGUGUUUGUGAGAGAUGCUGCAGCAGCCACAGCUGGAGCCCCAGGAUCCCCCCUGAACGUGAAGUGCCACGAUGUGAACAAAGACUGCCUGAUCCUUUCCUGGGUACCCCCCAGUGAUGAUGGAGGGAGCCCCAUCCUGGGAUACCUCAUUGAGAGGUGUGAGGCUGGCUCAGAGCAGUGGCUGCAGUGCAGUGCCCAGCCUGUGAGGAGCUGCAGGUGCCCAGUGCUGGGCCUGGCAGAGGGACAAACCUACCAGUUCAGGGUCAGGGCUGUCAACAAGGCUGGCACCAGCCACCCCUCCAAGGCCACUGACCCUGUCACAACCCACGACCCCAGCAGGGACAAGAGAGUGACAGUGAUUCCAUACGACCAGGGCAGGACCAUAGAAAUAUCCAAGGAUGACCUGGAGGGAGACAUUAAAAUUCCCUUGCCACCCACCAAUGUUCAUGCAAGUGAGGUCAGAGAGGAUUAUGUGGCUCUGGCCUGGGAUGAGCCAGAUCCAAGAGGCAGAGAGCCACUGAAUUAUUAUGUGGAAAAGUCCCUUGUAGGCAGCAACUCCUGGCAAAUGGUGAACCUGGAUUUGCCAGCAAAUUCCCCAAGAUUUGCACUCUUUGGUCUGGCCAAGGGAAAAUCCUUCCGGUUCCGCGUGCGAUCCGUCAACAAGUUUGGGAUCAGUGAGCCCUCUGUGCCCAGCCCUCCUGUCACUGCUGGGACAAAACUGGCCCCUCUGCCUCCACCAUCUCAGGUUCUGGCAUUCAGAGACACCAAGACAUCAGUGGUUGUGCAGUGGGACAAGCCCAAGGAUGGCCUGGAGCCCCUUGGUUAUUACAUUUACUGCAGGGAGACGGGCACAGAGGAAUGGCAAACAGUCAACAACAAACCAGUGACCUGCCAGCAAUUUACUGUGCCUGGGCUGCAGCCUGGAAAGGAAUAUGUGUUCUGUGUGAAAUCUGUCAGUGAGGCAGGACUGAGUGAGAGCUCACCAGAAACAGAUCCCAUCGUUGUCAGGCCAGCAAUUGCCUGUCCCUCUGUCCCACAUGGCUUUGUGCUGCUGCACUGUGGCAAGACUGAGAUGACCAUUGGCUGGAAAGCCCCAAAGCACAAAGGAGGAACAAAGAUCCUGGGAUAUUUCCUGGACCAGCACGACAACUCUGAGCCAGACUGGCACGAAAUCAACACCCAGCCAAUCCCUCGGCGAGUUUGCACGGUCAGCAGCCUGCAGCAGGGACACCUGUACCAGUUCCGUGGCCGGGCCAUGAACAAGGCUGGAGUUGGAGAAGUGUCUGAGCCCAGUGACUUGUUCAGGUGUGAGGAAUGGACAAUGCCAGAGCCAGGCCCUCCCCACGAUGUCAGGUGCUCGGAGGUGAGGGACUCCUCCCUGAGGCUGCUCUGGGAAGCUCCGCUGUACCAGGGGGCAGGGCCGGUCACCGGCUAUUUCCUAGAGCUGUGUGAAGAAGGCUCAGAGGACUGGAAACAAAUCAACAAGCAGCCCACAGGCAGCACCCACAUGAAGGUGGCAGAGCUGGACCCAGAUAAAUGUUACAUUUUCCGGGUACGAGCACUGAACAAGGCUGGAGUUGGGCCCCCUUCACUGCCCUCAGAUCCUGUGGUGCCUAAAACCAAACCUGGCACAAAUGAAAUCGAGCUGGGGGUGGAUGAGGAGGGUUUCAUUUACAUGGCCUUUGAAGCUCCUGAAAAGAAUGAGGACUCUGAAUUCAUCUGGUCAAAGGACUACGAGGGACCUCCAGCCCCUGAGCGAGUGCAGAUGGAAGAGAAAGGGAACAGAUCAAAACUGAUCCUGAAAGAGCCCUCAGAAAAGGACCUGGGGGUGUAUUCAGUGGAGGUCACAGAUGUAGAUGAUGACAUCUCUGCCAGCUGCACUUUAACAAAAGAAGAUCUGGACAAGUUACUGAAACGUAGCCACGAAAUCAGGAACCCACUGAUCAAGCUGAUCUCUGGCUGGAACAUCGAUGUUCUGGAGCGAGGGGAAGUGAGGCUGUGGCUGCAGGUGGAGGAGCUGUCCCCAAAUGCUGAGCUGCACCUGAUCUUCAAUGACAAGGAGCUCACCAGUACCCCUACACACAAAAUCAACUUUGUCAAAGAGAAAGGCCUUGUGGAACUGAUCAUCCAGGAUUUCUGUGCUGAUGACAAAGGGGUGUACACAGCCCAGCUCAAAGAUGGCAAAGCCAAAAAUCAAUUCCCCCUCGUUCUCAUGGAUGAAGCUUUUGCAAAAGUGGCAGAAGAAGCUGAAGCAAAAAGGAGACAGUGGAAGAAAAAGCAGGGUCCACAUUUCAUAGAGAACCUGACAUGGAAAGUUCUGGAGAGCUGUGAAGUGCUGCUGAGCUGCAAGGCAGCAAACCUGAGGAAGGACACAAAAUUCCAGUGGUUCUUCAAUCACAAGGCACGAGCUGGGGGAGUGUUUGAUCCACAGACUGGGAUGGGAACUCUGCAGAUCCCAAAGGUAACCAAAGCAGAUGAGGGGCUGUACAAAGCAGUUGUUUCAGAUAACAGAGGAGAGGACUCCACCCAGCUGGAGCUCACAAAAGGAGCCUUUGAGGAGCUUCUGAAGGAGCUGUGCAGGAUCAGUGCUCUUUCUGCUACACCCCUGAAAAUCCAGCCCACUGAGGAAGGCAUCAAAAUCUACACAGAGGUCAAGUACUACACAGACUACAUGAAAACCACCUGGUAUCACAAGGAUAAACAACUGGAGAGCCGUGACAGGACCAGAGCUGGGAGCACCAUGAACCAGAUCUGGCUGCACAUCCUGGAGCCCAGGGAGGCUGAUAAGGGCAAAUACACCCUGGAGUUAUUCGAUGGGAACAGCUCCCACAGACUGAGCACAGACCUGGCUGGCCAAGCUUUUGAAGAUGCCCUGGCUGAGCACAGGAGGCUAAAGGAAGCUGCCAUAGCAGAGAAACGUCGUGCCAGAGUCGUUCAAGGUCUGCCAGAUGUUGCCACCAUCAUGGAGGACAAGACCCUGUGCUUAACUUGUUGUGUGUCUGGAGACCCCUACCCAGAGAUCAGCUGGUUCAAAAACGACAAGGUCAUCGUGUUCAAGGACAGAUACAAGAUGGAUGUGAAGGGCUCAAUGGUCACCAUCACCAUAGAGAAGGUCUGCAAUGAAGACACAGGGAAAUACAGCAUCUAUGUCAAGAAUAAAUAUGGCUCUGAAACAGGGCAGGUCACCAUCAGUGUCUACAAACACGGGGACAUCCCAGUAGCAACAGAGCAGGAAAUCCCAGCUGGGGUUACCACAAAAAAGUCUAAAUGAAUUCAUUGUCUCCUAGUGUUUAAAAGGAAUUUAACUCCUUCAGAUGCCUUUUGGUGUCUCUGCCCUAAAAUUCAGGCUUGUGUCUCUGUUUAUUUUAGCAGUAUUUCAGGAUUUUGGCGUUGUUAGAGAACCAUUCUUGUGUGUGCACUGCAUGUUCACCUUCCAGAGAGACUCUGCCCUGGUGAAUCUGUGUGGGAAAUACCAGAGGAGUCACACGUGAGGCUUUCAGUGGAGGCUUUUGUAUUAAAUCACUACUUGUAGCAGA